AUGAGUGUCAACGAAAGUCUCCUGUGCAGUUCACCACUGCGAGGACCUCCGACCUACCUGACACCAACUACAACGUCGCUCGACCUCGCUUCGCUCGGUCUCGCUUCCCCCAACCCUAACCGGCUAAAUACUAUAUUCGAGAUAGAUGCAACAAGCGCCGACCGAGGCGCUUAUCGUCCCGGCGGCUAUCGGGCGCAUCUGAUGCGCCUGAUGGCGGCGGGCGGUGAUGGCGGAUCAUCCCGCCCCACGAACGUCGGGCCGACGUCGGUGAUGCGCCUUACGGCCAUCAGCGGGCGGUCCCCCGACGGUCUGGAUCCACCACGUGACUAUGACGUCAUACAUACGUCAUCUUUUGACCGCGCCAACCGGUCUUAA
Messenger RNA from Phanerochaete carnosa HHB-10118-sp, 375 nucleotides. RefSeq lists its product as uncharacterized. Bases 1 to 375 code for a protein of 124 amino acids. The transcript is spliced from 2 exons. Lineage: Eukaryota; Fungi; Basidiomycota; Agaricomycetes; Polyporales; Phanerochaetaceae. The record is from RefSeq and is a predicted model, not a curated record.